CCCGAAAGCAAAGAGGAGUUAGUGCGUGUGGAGCGGGUACUGUGAACUGGUUUACAAUGCUGCUGCCUUAAGCCUACACAUUCGGAAAUAAACCGUGCUACCUAGACAGAUUGGACGUUUACAAAGAUCCCGAGACAGAGGCCAGCGGUGUGGAGGGAAAAGACUUCCUCAUGAGUUGGUUUGGCGAGCGUCGGAGACGUUAUGGAUUUGACUAAAAUGGGCAUGAUCCAGCUGCAGAAUCCCUACCACCCCACAGCCCUCCUGCAGAAGGCCAACCAGAUGCGCCUGGCGGGGACGCUGUGCGACGUGGUGAUCCUGGUGGACGGGCAGGAGUUCCACGCUCACCGCACCGUGCUGGCCUGCACCAGCAAGAUGUUCGAGAUCCUCUUCCACCGCAACAGCCAGCAUUACACCCUGGACUUCCUCUCACCAAAGACCUUCCAGCAGAUCCUGGACUACGCCUACACCGCCACCCUCCAGGCCAAAGUGGAGGACCUGGACGACCUGCUGUACGCGGCGGAGAUCCUGGAAAUCGAGUACCUGGAGGAGCAGUGCCUGCGCAUCCUGGAGACCAUCCAGUCCACCGACGACAAGGAGGCGGAGCCAGGAGUGGCCGAGGGCGGGGCCGAAGAGGAGGGCGAGCGCAGGGCGAGGCACGGGCGGGGCACGCUGCCCUCCAAGAGGCCGUCCCCGGAGGAGGGCAUGUACGGCGACUCCGCCCACCCACGGCUGGCACUGGCCGGCCCCGCGGAUCAGAGUCCGUCCGUCUCCAUGUCCUUUGGUCUGUCCGCCACUGUGAGCCCCACCAAGGCCGCGGUGGACAGCCUGAUGAGCAUCGGCCACUCGCUGCUGCGGGACGGCCCUCAGGGGGCCCCGCCCGGACUCUCGGGGCGGGGCCAGGUGGAGGCCAUGCAGGUGGACGAGCCGUCAGGGCGGGAGAGCCCCAGGGCCGCGGAGUCUGGCUCGUCUGGGAACGGGGAGCGGAACGGUGAAGCGGAUCGGAACCGUGAGGGGCCCGGCACCCCAACCCGCAGCAGUGUCAUCACCAGCGCCCGCGAGCUGCACUUCGCCCGGGACGAGGGCGCCGGGGACCUUCAGGGCGGGGACACCGGCCAGAUGGGGCCGGAGAAGCACCCACUGCCCCUCUACCCCCCCACCCCCAACCACAAGAUGGCGCUCUCCGUGCCGGCCCCCGGCGGGCCCUCCCUGCACGUCACUCCCGCCCUGGCCAUGUCCAUGGACCUCAGCGCCUACGGCGGCCUGAUCCACUCGUCCAGCUUCAUCCAGAGGGAGUUCUUCAGCAAGCUUGGCGAGUUCACCGCCGUGGUGAAGCCCGUGAGCCGCGGCCAGGAGGAGCGCUGCAGUGUGUGCGGGGCCGAGCUGCUCGACAGCGACGCCGUGGAGCAGCACAGGAAGCUUCACAGUGAGAUGAAAACGUAUGGCUGUGAGCUGUGUGGGAAACGCUUUCUGGACAGUUUACGCCUACGGAUGCACUUGCUGUCUCACUCAGCCGGAGCGAAAGCUUUCGUCUGUGACCAGUGUGGAGCCCAGUUCUCAAAAGAGGAUACCCUGGAGGCACACAGACAGACGCACACAGGCUCGGACAUGGCCGUGUUCUGCCUGCUGUGCGGGAAGCGUUUCCAGACGCAGACGGCCCUGCAGCAGCACAUGGAGGUCCACGCGGGCGUGCGCAGCUACAUCUGCAGCGAGUGCAACCGCACCUUCCCCAGCCACACCGCCCUCAAACGGCACCUGCGCUCCCACACAGGUGACCACCCGUUCGAGUGCGAGUUCUGCGGGAGCUGCUUCCGGGAUGAGAGCACGCUGAAGGGGCACAAGCGCAUCCACACCGGAGAGAAGCCGUACGAGUGCAACGGCUGCGGAAAGAAGUUCAGCCUCAAGCACCAGCUGGAGACCCACUACCGCGUGCACACAGGUGAGAAGCCGUUCGAAUGCAAGCUGUGCCACCAGAGGUCGCGGGACUACUCGGCCAUGAUCAAACACCUGCGCACCCACAACGGAGCCUCCCCCUACCAGUGCACCAUCUGCCUGGAGUACUGCCCCAGCCUGUCCGCCAUGCAGAAGCACAUGAAAGGCCACAAGCCAGAGGACAUCCCACCCGACUGGAGGAUAGAGAAGACCUACCUGUACCUCUGCUACGUCUGAGCAGGGCCCAGACUGCCCGGGGGACAGAACCUGGAGGAAGCCCACGGUAACGCCGAAAACUCAACCCGGAUGAGAGUCAGCGGGACACUUUGUUUUUUUUUUUUCCUUUCUUUGAGGUCCCUGAGGGGGCAGGGAAAAUGGGACAGGAGUGGCAUUGAAGGGGAGGUGACAGAUGAGACCUACAGAACAGUUUCUGUAAAUGUAUGUCUUCAUAUAUGUACAGUAUAUACACAUAACCACAUUCUCACACGUCCUUUAAAAAAAGGGGGUUAAUUUGUGUCUUUGGCGUAAUCUUAUUUUGAUUUUUUUUUGUGUGUGUGUGUGCGUGCGUGUGUGUGCGUGUAUCUUUUUUAUUGUGAGGUCACAAUAGAUCCAUCCGCUAAGGUUCCGGCAGGUGUCGGGACAGCUGCUCUUCCUGAUUUCCAUGUGACAUCUGUUGGCUGUGCUUUUUGCGGUGGCGUGGCAGACCCCCUGGGGUCUGGCUUUGCAGGAACGUGUCCCCCGAUCACAGCCGAGCCCGCUGCUUGCUGAGUGUGACAGGCUGUGUGAGCAUUGCUGUGCUUUUUGGGGGGACAGUUUUGGGUCCCCUCUAUCUCUGCAGAGGUAGAGCGUUCUCCAGUGGCCUGUCAUCUGAUUGUAAGGUUUCAGAUACAAGAGGUCAGGUCUGCUGGCUUCAGUGUCUGUUAUCUCUGAGAGUUCAACAGAGCUUGUGUGUUAACCUGCCCUCUUCCAUUUUAAGAAAAUGCUCCCGGUAACUGCUCCUGCCAUGGGAAUAUAGAGCACUUAGACCUCUAGAUGUGGUACAUUCUCAGAUGAGAAUUAUGAUCAAAAUUAGGCUUGGUACCAGGACUGUUUACCUGUCCAGGGGAGCUGUAUGCAGUAGAAAAAACGUGUAAUUUGACCUAUAACCCCAAAGGUAAAGACUGGUCUCUCUGAGUCAAGUAGGACGGAGUGUUUAAAUAAACCCUGCGUUUCAUUUCUGAAGUCUCAUCACACCUGCUCAUGAUGGCACACAUCGGUUUCCACUGUAAGGGCUUAUUAGAGCAACAGAGUCAUUUUCAGCAGGUAAACUGCGAGAGUUCAGAUGAGUCCAGGAGGCUGUUGUUGUCUCUGUCUUCUUUGUUAUCAUUGGUGAUGACGCCUUUGCACUGUGCAAAGCACACUCUGGUGAAAGAGUGUGUUCGUGUGAUCUCUGUCUCUGCCUGAAACUCACAGUGCUCCUGUGUAGCAGCAUCCAGUGAUGUUUUUUUCUUUUUUUUUUUUGCAUUAAUUUCUCAAAAAACAUUAUGCAAACCUGCCUGAUUUGACAUUUGCUUUUCACAAAUCAUUAAAAUCCUGAUCAGCUCAAAGGGUGGUGGCCUCUUUCAUAGCAGCAAACACACUAAUAAUUAAAACCGCUAGGCUAAAAACAGGUUGCCACGUUAGCUUCGGUCUCUGAGCCAGUGCAGAAUGGCACUUUGAGAAUGAAGUACCGCCACAUAUCUCGAUGGUCAGUGUGAGGAUGUGUUUUUAAUGGACAGUGACGAGAGGUUUCGCCAGCCCAACCCCUGACGACAGCACAGGCUCUUUCUACAGCGCGUUAUGUAAUUGUCUCCUUUGCUUUGUCUGCGUUUCGUAUCUUCGGCUUGGUGUAUUUCUGCACGUUGUACUUGAAUUACCUCGUUCUGUCUCGUGACCUCCUGUGCUGAUGUUCGUAUGUGCGCUGUGGCAUGCCUGCAGACAGUGUGGCCAGAGAUCGGUUUGAAAAGAGACACGCACUCGGGGCUCGAGGAGACGUCGAAACAUGCUGCAGUGAGAUUACAGUGAUGGCACAGCGAGGGUCUGUCAGUCCCACAGUGGGCGGAGCCACCAUGUGCUGUCAGUCACUGACUCACCUGGACCAGUCAGAAUGAGCUUGUUCUCCAUAGUAAAGCAGCAUGAUUAGUUCAAAGUAAUGAGUGAUUGACAGCUCGUGAUGGCUCCUCCCAUUCUGAGGUUUAGGGAGCCGCAUUGCCAUCACGAGAAAAAUUGCAUUUUUUUCACAGAUGUUAAGCAUUCUCAUUACCAAAACUGGUAUUUUUAACCCUACCAUUUCAAGCUGGGGUUGUU
Megalops cyprinoides (Indo-Pacific tarpon) is the source of this 4254-nucleotide messenger RNA. RefSeq names its product zinc finger and BTB domain containing 16b (gene zbtb16b). The transcript has 7 exons. The record is from RefSeq and is a predicted model, not a curated record. Gene Ontology annotation, molecular function: RNA polymerase II cis-regulatory region sequence-specific DNA binding; DNA-binding transcription factor activity, RNA polymerase II-specific; protein binding. Lineage: Eukaryota; Metazoa; Chordata; Actinopteri; Elopiformes; Megalopidae. Gene Ontology annotation, biological process: regulation of transcription by RNA polymerase II. The coding region runs from base 202 to 2166 and encodes 654 amino acids.